Molecule: messenger RNA, 1992 nt
Organism: Vitis riparia (riverbank grape)
Lineage: Eukaryota; Viridiplantae; Streptophyta; Magnoliopsida; Vitales; Vitaceae
Product: laccase-17-like
Exons: 6
Coding region: 60-1811 (583 amino acids)
Biological process (GO): lignin catabolic process
Cellular component (GO): apoplast
Molecular function (GO): copper ion binding; hydroquinone:oxygen oxidoreductase activity
Source: RefSeq, a predicted model, not a curated record
UUGAGCUCUACUGUGUACAUUGUUUCUCACCCAACCAAAAAGGGAGAGUUCCAAGAGCAAUGGGUGCUUCACUUCUUCAAUCAACUGCAAUGCUUAGAUUUUUGUUCCUAGUUUUGAACACCCUGUUGGUCGUCCCGGAGCUUGCCAGCGCCGGCAUCACUAGGCACUACAAGUUCAAUAUCAAGUUGCAUAGCGUGACAAGGUUGUGCCACACGAAGAGCAUCGUGAGUGUGAAUGGGCAGUUUCCAGGACCUCGCAUCAUUGCUCGGGAAGGCGACCGAGUGGUGGUUACGGUGGUUAACAAUGUCCAGAAUAAUGUUACCAUCCACUGGCAUGGCAUUCGGCAGCUUCAGAGUGGAUGGGCAGAUGGACCUGCAUAUGUGACUCAGUGCCCUAUUCAAACAGGCCAGUCCUACGUUUAUAAUUUCACCAUCACUGGACAAAGAGGAACCCUGUUUUGGCAUGCUCACAUUUCAUGGCUAAGAUCCACUGUCUAUGGACCCAUCAUCAUCCUUCCAAAGAAAAAUGUUCCUUACCCAUUUGCAAAACCCUACAAGGAAGUUCCCAUCAUAUUUGGAGAAUGGUUCAAUGCAGAUCCGGAGGCAGUUAUUACAGAGGCCCUGCAGAAUGGAGGUGGCCCCAAUGUUUCAGAUGCCUACACCAUCAAUGGCCUUCCCGGGCCUUUGUACAACUGCUCAGCUAAAGAUACUUUCAAGCUAAAGGUAAAACCCGGGAAGACCUACCUCCUGAGAUUGAUCAAUGCCGCACUCAAUGAUGAGCUCUUCUUCAGCAUUGCCAACCACACCCUUACAGUGGUUGAUGUGGAUGCCAUUUACGUCAAACCCUUUAAAACUGAUACAAUUCUGAUCACUCCAGGCCAAACCACCAACCUCCUCCUCAAAGCCAAACCCCACUUCCCUAAUGCCACCUUCCUCAUGGCUGCUCGCCCUUAUGCCACCGGCCGUGGAACCUUUGACAAUUCCACUGUUGCCGGUCUCCUCCACUAUGAACCACCAUCCAAAUCCUCUCCCUCUGCCUCCUCAUUUAAAAACCUUCCUGUCUUCAAACCAACACUCCCUCCUCUAAAUGACACUUCUUUUGCCGCCAACUUCACCAGAAAGCUCCGAAGCUUAGCAAACAGUGAGUUCCCUGCCAAUGUACCGAAAAAGGUUGACAAGAGAUUUUUCUUCACAGUUGGUCUAGGGACAAACCCUUGCCCACAGAACCAGACCUGUCAAGGACCCAGUAAUAGCACCAAGUUUUCAGCUUCGGUUAACAAUGUCUCCUUUGUUGUACCCACCACAGCCAUCCUCCAAGCACACUUUUUUCAGCAAUCCAAAGGCGUCUACACCACAGAUUUUCCAACCACUCCAACCUUUCCUUUCAAUUAUACAGGGACACCACCCAACAACACCAUGGUGAGCAAUGGAACAAAGGUGGUGGUGCUUCCAUUUAACACCAGUGUGGAGUUAGUGCUGCAAGAUACUAGUAUUCUUGGAAUUGAAAGCCACCCCCUGCACCUUCAUGGAUUCAACUUCUUUCUGGUUGGUCAAGGUUUUGGGAACUUUGAUUCAAAGAAGGACCCUCCCAAAUUCAAUCUCGUAGACCCAGUUGAGAGGAACACCGUGGGUGUGCCUUCUGGAGGAUGGGUAGCUAUUCGCUUCUUUGCUGACAACCCAGGUGUAUGGUUCAUGCACUGCCACUUGGAAGUUCACACAAGCUGGGGCUUGAAGAUGGCUUGGAUCGUAACGGACGGAAAACUGCCUAACCAGAAGUUGCCUCCUCCACCCUCUGAUCUUCCCCAGUGUUGAACUCUCUUUCCUCCAAAACGCUUUUGACCUCAUCUUGGCCUCAAACGAUGCCUCAAUUUUUCCCUUUUGUGAUUUAUUAAUUACUCUUUCAGAUUGUUUUCUCCCCAUUAAUGUUCUUUUCUCCAAAUAAUAAAAUGGAGAUGUUUUUUGGUAAUAAAAUUCCGAAUAUGAUUUUUUUUUU